Molecule: messenger RNA, 1413 nt
Organism: Aspergillus pseudoviridinutans
Lineage: Eukaryota; Fungi; Ascomycota; Eurotiomycetes; Eurotiales; Aspergillaceae
Exons: 5
Coding region: 1-1413 (470 amino acids)
Source: RefSeq, a predicted model, not a curated record
AUGGAAGCCACCAUUGCUUGUGACCCGUAUCUUCGGCUGCAGGUAAUGGCGGAUGCCUUUAGCUAUAUUGAUUCCACGGUUCGUAACACCAUAUGCACUACAACUUGCUCCCAAUCGCUAUCCAACUAUCAUGCUGCGGUCCAGAAGGCGUGCGCCGGGAGUGCGCAGCCCUGGGCAGAUACGCCAGCAACCCUGUAUGGGGACCAGCUCUGGGCGCAAUACAACGUGUCCUGUUUCAAAGACUCGAAGGGAAAUUAUUGCCAAAAUGUUCUCGCGAACCUCACGCUUCCGGCCGAUGACGCCUCUAUGGCCAGCCUCCCGAAGAGCGUGUUGUGUUCGGAAUGCGUACUCCUUCUGGGUCGAUUGAUCCAAUCCACUCCAUUCAGCAAUUACAGUCCGCGAAUGGCCAAGGAAUGGGCUGCCAUUCAAGCGACCUGCGGCGUAUCCUAUCCGACCGCAGUCCAGCCUGUGACCGGCAACCGGACAGACUUACCCGGAUACGCGCCCCCGGGUUAUGCGACGGCCCAAUGCUUGACCGGGAAGACAUAUACCGUGGUCUCGGGCGAUGACUGCGGGAAAAUUGCCUCAAACCAGGGUGUCCCUCGGGGGUCACUGAUGUCUAUGAAUAACAUUCUCCCGGAUUGUUCCGAUCUCCAAAUUGGACAGAAACUCUGUAUCCCAAAUACCUGCCAGCUGUACACAAUCAAGUCGGGGGAUACUUGCAUGCAGAUUACCAAUGCAUCAAGUAUCACACUGUCCCAGCUUCGCGCUUGGAACCCAUUCAUUAAUGCUGAUUGCAGCAACCUCAUUGCGGGAGAUCAGAUCUGUGUUAGCCAGCCAGGCGCUGUCUGGACGGGCACAGCCAUCCCUAGCGCCACAGUCACCAAGACUGGCAUUUAUGCUACAGCAACUGUCGCUCCGCCAGGGCCCGUGGCCUUUGGCACAACUCCAAAAUGUGGCAAGUAUUAUAAAGUCAACGAGGGGGAUUACUGCCAGCUCAUUGCUCUCAACUUCACUAUAACCGUUUCCCUAUUCGAAGCCAUCAACCCGCAAAUUAACGCGGGAUGCUCAAACCUCAACCCUGGGCUAUAUUACUGCGUUCUUCCCACAGCAGACUGGAACCAGACUACAACCACGACCACAUCAAGCUAUCAGACCGCACCGGCACCCACGCCCAGUGGGACUACCGCAAAUUGCUACGAGUGGUAUGUGAUACAAUCGGGCGACUAUUGCGCCAAGAUCGAAUCGGUGUAUGGGAUUACUAUGGCGCAGUUGCAGCAGUGGAAUCCCGAUCUCAAGGCUGACUGCUCGAACCUCCAGCUGAAUGAUGCCUACUGCGUACAUGGAGAUCCUGGUGGUACCACUGCUGGCAAGAUGGCUGUCCGAGUUCGAGCGUUUCCCACGUCGCCAUAA